This is a messenger RNA of Rubroshorea leprosula, 2550 nucleotides long. The record is from the annotation of a GenBank genome assembly. NCBI's taxonomy places the organism in Eukaryota, Viridiplantae, Streptophyta, Magnoliopsida, Malvales, Dipterocarpaceae.
CGGGAAAACAAUCCAAAGAUAAAAGCCGGGUUUUGAUCCCUGCUUUGCUUCUUCAACCUCGCUUUGUUUUCCUUAAUCGUCCUUCUCUGGAGGACGAGAAGUGCCACAACAAAAAAAAGCUUUUUUCUUUUAUCAAAGAGAAGAGAAAAACUAUUUUCAUUACCAUUAUGAUUGCUCUCUUUUGUUCGAUUGGAUCUGAGUAGCUCUGAGGGAGUCAUCCAAUCACCAAAAGCUGCUGCACUUUCCUUUCAAGCUUUUUCCUCUUCUGGGUCAUUCACUUCAUGAAGGUUUUUUGCUUCCCCUGCAUUGUUUUCUCUGUUCUGUGAUCAGUGCUGUUGUUGAAUUGCUCGAUGAUGGAAUCAAUUGUUAAUGGAGAUAGUUCUUCAUUCAGGGACCUGAAUUCAGGUCCUGGGAUUGGCAACAACCCUCCCUCAACACCUGGAGCUCCUCGACCUUCUCGGCAUCCGUCUCCAAAACCAUCGAGAAAUGAAGGGCUUUCCUCCGCAUCUUCUGUAAAUUCUCAUAAUCAUGGUGCAAAGAUGGCUCUCAAUCCCAAUGGUUUUAUACAAAAGCAUCUGCAGAAAACAGCAAAUGAAAAUAUGCAGCAUGAAGAAUUGCCUACUAUGACAAAACACUAUUUCGGUUUGAAUAAGGGGAAAUCUGAGUUUCUGGGGUAUACACAUGAGGGUCUUAAAACAGCAGCAGAUACUUCAAGCAAGAAGGGUUCAACGGUGGAAACCAAAUCUAACAUCAAACAUCCCGUUGAUGAUUUCAAGGGUUGUACUCCAACUGUCUUGGUGGAAUCUGAAAGUAGUGCCUCAGGUCCAAGUAAAGGAGGUGUUGUCCAGUUGAAAAACAACAAAACAUGUCAGUCAGAACAAACCCUUUGUCCAAGCCCUUCAAACAGUGCCACACUAUAUUCAGAAGCAAAACAAAGUUUUACACGCACAGAGUUUAGUGAAUGUGCAAGUAGUGUAGAUAAGUCUGGUGAACUUGGUGAAGGGAGCGACUCUGGUGAAUUUGUUGAGAGCAGGAAGACAAGCAUCCACAGGGGUAGCACUGGCAGUGAUGUUAGUGAUGAAAGUAGCUCCAGUGGUCUAGGCAACCUUUACAAGCCCCACAAGGCAAAUGAUAUAAGAUGGGAAGCAAUUCAAGCUGUUAGGUCUCAGCUGGGGACAGUGGAGUUGAAGCACUUUAGGUUGUUGAAAAGACUGGGGUGUGGAGAUAUAGGUUGUGUUUAUCUGUCAGAAUUGACUGGCACGAAAACUCAUUUCGCUAUGAAAGUUAUGGAUAAAGUUAAUCUGGCAGGUCGGAAAAAGCUUCCUAGGGCUCACACGGAGAGAGAUAUUCUGCAGUCUCUUGAUCAUCCAUUCUUACCUACUUUGUACACACACUUUGAGACAGAGAAGUUUUCUUGCUUGGUAAUGGAGUUUUGCCCUGGAGGAGAUUUGCAUGCCCUCAGGCAAAGACAGCCUGGGAAAUACUUUCCAGAGCAUGCCGCCAGGUUCUAUGUGGCAGAGGUUCUUCUUGCUUUGGAGUAUUUACAUAUGCUUGGGAUCAUUUACAGAGAUCUUAAGCCAGAGAAUGUUUUGGUGAGGGAAGAUGGACACAUAAUGCUUUCAGAUUUUGACCUCUCUCUAAGAUGUGCUGUGUCUCCAACUCUGGUCAAAUCCUCAAACUCAGGCUUACAGUCAAAGAACUCAACAUACUGUGCUAAGCCUGCUUGCAUCGAACCAACUUGUGUAAUGCAGCCAGAUUGUAUCCAACCUGCAUGUUUUGGACCACGCUUCUUCUCAAGCAAGCCCAAAAAAGAAAAGAAGAAUAAAGUUAAGAAUGAGAUAAAUCAUCAAGUGAGUCCUCUUCCAGAGCUCAUUGCAGAACCCACAAAUGCUCGAUCAAUGUCCUUUGUAGGCACUCACGAAUACUUGGCACCCGAAAUCAUCAAAGGUGAAGGCCAUGGCAGUGCUGUAGACUGGUGGACAUUUGGGAUCUUUUUGUAUGAACUUCUAUUUGGUAAAACUCCUUUCAAGGGAGCAGGGAACCGAGCCACUCUGUUCAAUGUGGUAGGCCAACCAUUGCGAUUUCCCGAGCAUCCCAGUGUGAGCUUUACUGCUAGGGACUUGAUCAGGGGUUUACUAGUAAAGGAACCACAGCACCGCCUUGCUUACAGGCGUGGAGCUACCGAGAUAAAACAGCAUCCAUUCUUUCAGAGUGUAAACUGGGCGCUCAUUCGCUGUACAAAUCCCCCAGAGGUGCCAAAACAAGUCAUGAUGGACGUCGCUGCUAGAACCGACAUGGCGAAACCACCCUCCGGUGACAAGGACCCAGGAGUAGAUAUGAAGCCUUCGGGCAAUUAUUACGAGAUUGAUUUCUUCUGAUCCUUGUGAUUAUUUCCUUCCUUUCUUUCUCAUAACCAAAAGUUAUAUCACCUCAAGAAACUACACAUUUUUAGUUCCUUUGAUAAUCACAUGUUGUAACUCUUACUUUGAAUUCAAGGCACACCAUAAUUAGAACUGUGUAAUUCAAAUGCAUUAAAAUUGAGGAAUGAAA